Chondrus crispus (carragheen) is the source of this 1772-nucleotide messenger RNA. RefSeq names its product Animal heme peroxidase homologue. The record is from RefSeq and is a predicted model, not a curated record. Gene Ontology annotation, molecular function: heme binding; peroxidase activity. The transcript has 2 exons. Lineage: Eukaryota; Rhodophyta; Florideophyceae; Gigartinales; Gigartinaceae. The coding region runs from base 36 to 1772 and encodes 578 amino acids. Gene Ontology annotation, biological process: response to oxidative stress.
GAGAACUCGCAGCUGCCCAACCUCCGAAGUCUGCCAUGGCCCACUCCUCUAUUCUAAGUUUCAUUGCCCUCAUUUUGCUUUUGAUCGCAUUGUCUCAAGCUCAGCCGCCAGCAGGGAAUGGUCGUGACGGCGAGGAUCAGGGCCCCGUGGAUGCUGGUACGGCGGUCUUCGAUGGACGUAUGGGCUUGAACUGCGCUGAGGAAGAGUUCCGUCGCUUUGAUGGUGCAUGCACCAACAGGGCUACUCCUUUACGGCAGCUGUUCGGUUCCACAAGGCUUCCUCAAUUCAGUUACUUCGGCCGCCGUAGCUCUGACCGAAUUAGAGAUAAUGUUCGUUCGCUCCCAUCCCCUCGCCUCAUUUCAAACAUUGUAGCGAAGCAGACUAUGGAUGUUCGCGAGAGGCGCGGCUUGAAUGAGCUCGUCACAUUCUUUGGGCAGUUCAUCGAUCAUACUCUUGUGGCUACUCCCGUGAACAACGGGGCAUCGGAGGAUGGAGAGACGGUUCCGAGAGAGCCGUUUUUCAUUGAUGUCCCAGAGGACGAUCCUAUGUUAGCUAACAUAACGGGAGGACAGCUUCGCUUCUUCCGCUCCAGACGUGCCACUGUUGAGGAAAGGAGUACUGAGGUUCGCCCCAUCAACUCGCUCACAUCGUUGUUGGAUCUCGACUCGGUGUAUGGAGCAAGUGAGGAACGAGCCGGAUUUCUGCGAACGAAUAGCGGCGGUCUUAUGAGAGUGGGCCGGAAUAACUUGCUCCCUCAGAACAGCAUGCGUUUGUCGAAUGAGCCUCGCCUUGACAGAAAGUUCUUCGUCGCUGGCGAUCUCCGGUCAAAUGAACACCCGAUGCUCACAUCGAUCCACACUAUAUUCCUUCGCGAACACAAUGACAUUGCCACUGAACUCCAGACCACUUUUCCGGAUUUCAACGAUGAAAGGCUGUACCAGACUGCCCGCCAGAUCAACAUCGCACAGUUCCAGAAGAUUGUCUUCGACGAAUGGUACCCCGCAAUCACAGGCCGCCGUCUUCCUCUAUGGAGGAGGUUCCAAGCUAACGUCGACCCCGCAGUUAGCGUCCUGUUCAGUACGGCCGCAUUCCGUAUCGGACACACGCUCGUGAACAACGUGGUGUCCCGUCAACGCAGUGGCAACCGCAACAUGCGCCCCUUGACUCUACAGGAUACUUUCUUCUCAAACGUCAAUCUUAUCCUGAACACCGGAAUAGACUCUUUCCUUCGUGGUGCUGCAAACACAAGGGCACAAGAAGUUGACUUGAUGGUUGUGGAUGCGCUGCGCAACUUCCUUUUCACGAACGUCAAUGGUGCAGAUGGUCUGGACCUUAUUGCAUUGAACCUUCAGCGAUCGCGCGACCAUGGCGUGCCCUUCUACAAUGACGUUCGUGCGCGGUUCAGAAGGGGAAACAGAGCGAGAACUUUUGCAGACAUUACCAGAAACACGAACGUACAGUCUGCUCUGCAAACUGCAUACGGCUCCGUGGAUAACGUUGAAGCGUGGAUUGGGCUUAUGGCUGAGGAUAAACCGCGAGUCAGUUCAAUGGGUCCGACUAUGCUUGCAAUUUGGGUGCGCGAGUUCAUUAGGAUCCGAGAUGGAGACAGCUUCUAUUAUGAGAACAUGAGCCAGUAUGAUCCUGAGGUGCUUGCCAAUGUGCCCAGGCUCCGUGCCAUCUUCAAUGGGCAGGACACGAUGCGAGCUCUUCUUCUUCGUCAUACUGGUAUCACGAAUGGCGAGCUUCCCUCUAGAACGUUCUUCGCUAACUAG